Molecule: messenger RNA, 1366 nt
Organism: Exophiala dermatitidis NIH/UT8656
Lineage: Eukaryota; Fungi; Ascomycota; Eurotiomycetes; Chaetothyriales; Herpotrichiellaceae
Product: alcohol dehydrogenase
Exons: 2
Coding region: 184-1236 (350 amino acids)
Molecular function (GO): oxidoreductase activity
Source: RefSeq, a predicted model, not a curated record
CGGAUAUAAACGUCAUAUGGGAGCACAACAUGAGGUACUUUGGAUUCAGAUUCAGAUAUAUAGAGGACAAGCUUCAUUUCUUUGGUUUCAUCAAGACACGAGUUAAACGACACCGCAUUAGACCAUACCCUGUGAGUUCUGUGAGUUCUGCAACUGCGCUAUAAUAUAAAUCAUUCCUUCACCAUGUCGUCGGUACCCAAGACAACGGAGAGCUGGGUGAUUGAGGGGAAGAAUGGAUUCGAAAGCCUGAAACUGCAGAAAGAUCGGCCGGUGCCCGAGGUUGGCGACUAUGAUUGCGUGGUACAGAUCCACGCCGUGUCUCUGAACUAUCGGGAUCUGAUUAUUCCAAAGGGCAUGUACCCCUUCGCGCUUUCACUCCCGGUAGUUCCAUGUUCAGACGGUGCCGGAACCGUGAUAGCCGUCGGCAAAAAAGUGACCGAGUUCAAAGUCGGGGACAAAGUAUGCACUCUUUUCAACCAGCUACACCAGGCCGGACCGAUCACGCCGCGCGCCAUGCCCACGGGGCUAGGUGGUGCCAUUGACGGAACGCUUCGCAAAGUGGCCGUUUUUCCAGAACACGGUCUAGUUGCUGCCCCGAAGAACCUAUCACCAGUCGAAGCGAGCACAUUGACAUGUGCACCGGUGACGGCAUGGAACGCCCUGUACGGUCUACAAUCCAAGGCCAUCAAGCCCGGCGACUGGGUUCUGACGCAGGGAACGGGCGGUGUGAGCCUUGCGGCGAUCCAGUUCGCCGUGGCUGCAGGAGCCAAAGUGAUUGCCACGACCAGCUCGGAUGAGAAAGCCAAAAAGCUCAAAGACCUCGGUGCCACCCAUGUCAUCAACUACAAGACCACGCCGAACUGGGGCGAGGUAGCCAAAUCUUUGACUCCGAACGGCGAAGGUGUCGACCACGUUGUCGAGGUCGGCGGCGCAGGAACCUUGGAACAGUCGUUGAAGGCGGUCAAACUCGAGGGCGUUAUUAGUAUUAUUGGUUUCCUCGGUGGCACCAACAAGCAAGAUAUGCCGGGUUUGCUGGAUGCUCUCAACAAUCUAUGCACCGUCAGAGGUAUCCUGGUCGGCUCGAAGCAGCAGUUCCAGGAGAUGAACCGCGCCAUUGAGGCCAACGAUAUCCAUCCGGUCGUGGACUCAAAUACCUUCAAGUUUGAAAAUGCCCUCGAUGCUUACCAGUAUCAGUGGGAUCAGAAGCAUUUCGGCAAGGUUGUGAUUGAGGUAUGAGCGACAUAUCAAAGGCAACGGCCGGCUCAUGAAUAUUUAUUGAAUGCAGUCUGGUACAAAGCAGCUAGACGUAUAUAUACUGUAUAUAUCAUUUAAUACAUCGACCGAACAUCCUGUGUCCAUCCCACAA